AUGAGCUACGAUCGUGCGAUUACCGUCUUCUCGCCGGAUGGCCACCUCUUUCAGGUGGAGUACGCGCAGGAGGCCGUGAAGAAGGGCUCCACGGCGGUGGGUGUCCGCGGCAAGGAGAUCGUCGUGCUGGCGGUGGAGAAGAAGAGCGUCGGGAAGCUGCAGGAGGACCGGACGGUGCGGAAGAUCUGCCUCCUCGAUGAGCACGUGAUGAUGGCCUUCGCCGGCCUCACCGCCGACGCCCGCAUCCUCAUCGACCGCGCCCGCGUCGAGUGCCAGUCGCACCGGCUGACGGUGGAGGACAAGGUCACCAUCGAGUACAUCACCCGCUACAUUGCCCAGCUGAAGCAGAAGUACACGCAGUCGAAUGGCCGCCGACCAUUUGGCAUCGCCAUCCUCAUCGCCGGCUUCGACGACGACGGCACGCCGCGUCUCUUUCAGACUGACCCCUCGGGCGUCUACCACAGCUGGAAGGCCAACGCCACCGGGCGCAACAACAAGUCGGUGCUGGAGUUCCUCGAGAAGAACUACAGCGAGGAGGCGACGGCCAGCAACGAGGCGACCAUCAAGCUGGCCAUCAAGGCCCUCCUCGAGGUGGUCCAGGGCAAGAACCUCGAGGUGACGGUGAUGGAGAAGGGCAAGCGUAUGCGCGUCCUCGCCCACGAGGAGAUCGACAAGUUCGUGACGCUGAUCGAGAAGGAGAAGGAGGAGGAGCAGGAGAAGAAGAAGGCCAAGAAAUAG
Rhagoletis zephyria (snowberry fruit fly) is the source of this 738-nucleotide messenger RNA. The record is from RefSeq and is a predicted model, not a curated record. NCBI's taxonomy places the organism in Eukaryota, Metazoa, Arthropoda, Insecta, Diptera, Tephritidae.